CUUCGCCCUGUCACUCCGCGGACCCGGCUGGCUCUAUGGCGGCGCUGCGAAGUCUGUUGGGCUGGCGCCGCUGCCGUCUGCCCCCGGAGACGACUCCUCGCCGGCCGCUGUGGGGCUUGAAGGCCGCCGGCUCCGGCCGCGAGGGGACCUCGAGUGGGCUGAGCAUCGCGGCCGCAGGGGCUGCUGGCGGGGCGCUCGCUUGGCUCAUCUGCUAUCACUACUACGACCGCCGACCGCACCAUUCGCCCUCCGCGCUGGGGCUGGGCAGCCGGAGGGAGCGAGGAGAAACCGGGCUGCUGAGCCAAGGCCGAGGACUGCAGCCCAUCCCUGUGGCGGCCGCUGCUAGGGAGAUGCUGGUCACAGAAAACAGACCAGGUCAUGAAGAUUUAGAACUUUAUGCAACUUCCCGGGAGCGGCGGUUUCUAACAUUUGCCAGUUUAAAAUCUGAAGGGCAGCUAUUUAUGACACCAUAUGAUUUCAUCCAGUCUGUUUCAAGUGAUGAACCAAGACAGACAAAACAGUGGAAGACACUAUCAAAACAGGAAUUGAAUCAGAUACUUAUUGAAACUCCACCAGUUUGGAAAGGAUCAUCAAAGCUCUUCAGGAAUCUCCAAGAAAGGGGUAUAAUUUCUUACACGGAAUAUCUCUUUUUACUAUGUAUCUUAACAAAACCGCAUGCUGGUUUUAGAAUAGCAUUCAACAUGUUUGAUACAGAUGGAAAUGAAAUGGUGGACAAAAAAGAGUUCUUGGUGGUGCUCAAAACAGCUGGAGAGGAUCUUGUUCCAAGAAGCUAUUGGGACACUCUGAGACGUAGCACAAGUCAGGCACUCUUUUCAGACCUCGCAGAGCAUGCAGAUGACUUUACCAGUUUACAUUCUGAUACUACAUUGCUAAUACACUUUUUUGGAAAGAAAGGAAAGGCUGAGCUUAACUUUGAAGAUUUUUACAGGUUUAUGGACAACCUCCAAACUGAAGUUCUUGAGAUAGAAUUCCUUUCCUAUUCUAAUGGAAUGACCACCAUCAGUGAGGAAGACUUUGCACAUAUACUAUUAAGAUAUACAAAUGUGGAAAAUACAUCAAGCUAUCUGGAAAAUGUGCGCUGCAGUAUCCCAGAAGAACAAGGCAUUACAUUCGAUGAAUUUAGAUCCUUUUUCCAGUUUUUGAACAAUCUGGAAGAUUUUGCAAUUGCAAUGCAAAUGUACAAUUUUGCAAAUCGUUCAAUAGGACAAGAUGAAUUCAAGCGUGCAGUGUAUGUGGCUACUGGUUUGAAGCUUUCAGCUCAUUUAGUGAACACAGUUUUCAAAAUCUUUGAUGUAGACAAGGAUGAUCAACUGAGUCACAAAGAAUUUAUUGGUAUUAUGAAAGACAGAUUGCAUCGAGGAUUCAGAGGUUACAAAAACAUACAGAAAUAUACCACUUUCAAAUCCUGUAUGAAGAAGGAACUCAAUAGCAGACAAUGAAAGACUUCGCAUAUGGGUUGAAGAACUACGGUGUUUGCGUGAUGACUGUAAUAUGGAAGCACUUUGUAAACUUUGGAAGCACUUUCUGAACUGAAAUAUGCUAAAAUGAAUGCGAAGUCUCUACUUUUGAUCAACAUUAAAGUUUGCUGCUUUUUCUUUUGUAAACUGACCACAGAAAUCAGGAAUAGACCGUUAGACCAAACAUUUUUCAGAGGAAACAAUAUCUCAAAAUUCUGGACUUUAAUUCUUAAAGCACUCUACCUGUAUGAUUCAAAAUACGACUCAUCUGCUUUUCCUGGAAAGGAUUCAUGUGUAUAUUUUUUAAUCUGUAAUGUACUUUUUAACUGGUCAUCUGCAGAUUCUUACUCAUUUUCACUUUCUUCCACCAGACUAGAAUAAUGAUUUAAUGUUUUUCCUCAGUAUUAUAUUUUGGUCAUGUUAAGCCUAUGCUAGUAGAGAAAAUGGAAAUGUAAGUCCUUAAAUCAAAAACAAAAGUAUGUGCUGUUACAUGUGAAAAUGUUUUAAAGGUUUUUCAGCACAGAAAGGGUAGAGCAAUCUAAUAACUUGUUAUGCAUAACGCAUGUCAGGGAUAAACACUUCACAAAUAGCAUGAGUUGAGCAUUCAUCAGUACAUUUACCUGGGAGUAUUUUUUAGCAAGGUAAGACUGUUCCAUUUAAAUGGUCAGGAAGUCUAUAAAAAUAUAGAUGUAUUUAGAAAUGUAUUUUUAAAAAUCAAGCGAUAGUUUAUUUUCUCAUGCCAUUCCAUUUUUGUAGUUUUGUUUCUUCAGCUGAUAUUAAUGUGCCUAUAAUAAUUACAAUUAAAUAGGAGAAAAUAUUUCUAGAGUUAUCACAGGAACACAUAUUCAAAGUAUAAAAUGAAGUUCAUUUUUAAACAAAAUCUAAUUGUGUGGAUAAAAAUUGUAAAGCUAUCAUUAUGAAUUAUUAAGAUUUAUAGUAUAGAAAGAAGCUAAGAUUUUUUUAAAGAAAAAUCUAUAGACUAUUUAAAUUUGAUUUUUUUAAAUUCAAUUCUGAUAUUUUUCAUUAUUGGCAUUCAGAUUAAAUCAAAUUAAGUACUUAUCAAUUUAUUUGAUCUCAAGAUGGUAGUUUUACUCCAGCACUUUAUUAUAUCAUUGUAGAUUGAUCAAAGCAUAUUGAUUUUAAAUGUUAUAAUGAUGCAUAAUAAUACAAAAUAAAUGUAUAUUUAUUUAUUUAUUGUAUGCUGCUCAUGAAACAGCUUGGAUACUAACAAACUGAGCAAAAUUCUGUUGACAAGAUGGAUCUCUUGCCCUAGCUUCUCCCAACUGCUGCUCCCUUCUGAAACCAUAGGUUGUGAUAAUAUGAGGAAUCACCAAAGAUCUCCUUAUCAAAAGCAAAAGUCACUGUUUAGAUUCCAAACUAUUCUUUUUUGUGCUUUCUUUAGAUAAUCUGCUAAAAUACUUUAGAGUCGGUAAAUGAAGAGAAUUCAGGUCACUGACAUAAAACAUACAUUGGCUUUUUAAAGUUCUGCUAUUUAUCUGGUUUUCAUAACUGUAAAAGAAAUGCAAUACCUGUAGAAAUAUCUAGCCAUAUUCAGCCUCAAAACUUAGUAAAGUUUUUUUUACCUACAAGAUUUAUUUCAUAUCAUUAUAUCAGCAAAAGGAUUAUAACUAUAGCUUCCAUUAAUACAGGGGUGUUAAACUCGGCCUGCAGGCCAGAUGUGUCACAUGAUGACCACCCCAACCCGUUUAGUGAAGGGGGGCGAAGCUGCGAUACAUCACAUGACAACAUGUCAAAAAUUUGAUACUUCUGCAUUAAUGCAUAACAUUAGCUCACUUAGAUUGCAGCUCUAUAUGAGAGUGAGCAUGGUAAUGAGAGCUGGGAGGCACUGUUCAUCCAUAGCCUCUGUGUCUCGCAAAUAAACCCUGAAGCUGGAAGGAUAAUAUUCCUUCCUCGUUUCUGCUUUUUCACAGUAAUUUAGUAGGGCUCUAGCUAUAUCAAACACUAAAAUAUCAAAGUUUCCAAAAAUAGCAAAAUAACAAUGAUAAAUCAGGUGCAUAAAUUAUUGAAUAUAAUUUUUGUUCUUUAAAAUAAUCAAGAGCUACAAUUUUCUUAUAGCUCCUGAAUACAUAAAUGCAAUACAGUUUUUCAUUUGUGAUCCAAAGAUUUGUUCAGAUGAUUACCAGUUACCUGGCAGAGCUAUCCACAUUUCCACUAUUGUAAUACUGGUUUCUAUUAAAUGAAUAGAUGUACUAAUAAGCAGGGUUGAACCACAUUGCUUCUUUCUGUACUGCCAGUUUUUGAAGGAUACUUUAAAUCUACUAUGAACCAAUCUAACAGAGAUUGGAUUUCUACAUUAGCUGAUAGCCAGAAGUCAGAGAUUACUUAUGUUCUUAUGCAUCUAAUUAGUUCAUUAAAAUAAAAACCAUAAUCAUGGAAUGAGGUUUAUAUUGGACUUGAUCUAAACAUUUUGCUACAUGAAGAGGAAAUGCUUCUCUGUCUUCUCCGUCUUAAAAAUGUGUAAGAUAUGGGAGAAUACAGUUUUUAGACUGCAGAGAGCAGUAUGGAGAAUGAUAACUUAAUGAUAACUUUUUUUCACCAAACACCUUUCACCUUCUAUUAAGAAGCUCUUAUAGGUUAAUUAGAAUCAAUUAAAUUAGAUGAUACAUAACUAAGUUUAUGGUGUCAUACUGAAUUAACAAAAAGAUUUCUUAAAAUGCAUAAACUAAAAACAGAAAAGCUGAAACAGCCUUAAAGUAGCAAAUUUUAGGCAGAACAUAGAAGAUGAUUUAGGAUAAACUGGAUACUUGUCCAUAUUUCAAAUAGAGGGGAGAUAUUGUUUUGCUUUUAGAAAUAAGACCACUAUGAAUAA
This is a messenger RNA of Thamnophis sirtalis, 4308 nucleotides long. The record is from RefSeq and is a predicted model, not a curated record. NCBI's taxonomy places the organism in Eukaryota, Metazoa, Chordata, Lepidosauria, Squamata, Natricidae.